This is a messenger RNA of Armigeres subalbatus, 1780 nucleotides long. RefSeq names its product dnaJ homolog subfamily B member 1. The transcript is spliced from 7 exons. Lineage: Eukaryota; Metazoa; Arthropoda; Insecta; Diptera; Culicidae. Bases 275 to 1366 code for a protein of 363 amino acids. Gene Ontology annotation, molecular function: Hsp70 protein binding. The record is from RefSeq and is a predicted model, not a curated record. Gene Ontology annotation, cellular component: endoplasmic reticulum membrane. Gene Ontology annotation, biological process: cellular response to misfolded protein.
CAAUCCCAGCUGGGCAUUCCAGUCUGACGUUGACGUGACGUUUCGCAUCGCACUGACGUGAUGUUUUUAUUUCUUUGCUCUCGUCUCGUUCCUGAAAACACAGUAUUCUUGGUGUAGUCUUGCUUCGAAUAGUGUAAAUACUGGUUACCAACAGUAAGACGUUCGCAGGCAAAAACCGAUUUUCAAGUGGUAGGGGAAUCUUGCAGUGAAGUUCGUCAUUAGCUUUGAAACCAGGAACGUGUUAAGAGCAGCGAAGGAUAAAAGUUAACCAGCAAUGAACCGGAAAGCGGCCGCGGCCUGCGUGGAGAAGGCUGUGUCCUACCUGUCCGAGGGAAAAAUAGAGAAGGCCGAAAAGUUGCUCUCCAAAUCGUUGAGUUUGCAUCCAACGAAGCGAGCCGAAGAGCUGCUGGAGAAGAUCAAAUGUGGUGCGUACACGAAGCGUACUUCCGGAAACGCAUCGGACGAUGGCUUGCGGCAACGACAAACGGCCGCGGGAGCGAGUGCACCAAAAACUGAGUCCGCACCCGAAGCGGACUACACACCGGAACAGCUGGAAGCAGUCAAGCGGAUCAAAAAAUGUAAAGAUUACUACGAGGUGCUAGGAGUUACGAAGGAAGCGACCGACACGGACAUUAAAAAGGCUUACAAGAAAAUGGCCUUGCAGUUGCAUCCGGAUAAGAACAAGGCCCCGGGGUCGGCGGAGGCAUUCAAAGCGAUCGGGAAUGCGGUGGCCAUAUUGACCGAUGCCGAGAAGCGUAAGUCGUAUGAUUUGUACGGCGCCGAUGAGCAACAUCCGACCACGACCAGAAGAACCCGUGCCCAGUACGAGUACGCUUAUUCGCGUGGUUUCGAAACGGAGUUUACGGCCGAGGAGUUGUUCAACAUGUUCUUCGGAGGAAAUAUUCCCACUCAGCACGUUUACAUGAGGCAGCGCCGGUUUCAUCGGGCUGAACAUCAGCAACAGCACAGAGAGACGCAGUCGGGAUAUGCAGCAUUUAUCAAUCUGUUGCCAAUAAUUCUGUUGAUUGGCCUCUCAAUGAUGUCGUCGUUUUUCAUAUCGGAUCCAAUCUACAGUUUGACACCUAGCCAAAAAUUCUCUGUUGCUCGCAAGACCAAUCAACUUAAGAUCCCGUACUAUGUGAAAGAAAAUUUCCACUCGGAGUAUCAAGGAUCCGUGGGUCGUCUCGAGGCAUCCGUCGAGGAAGAGUAUCUCAACAAUCUGAAGCACUCGUGUUAUCGGGAACGAAAUUAUAAGGAAACCAUGCUAAUGAAGGCCCGCAACUUCGGCGACCGGGAUCUGUAUUACAAAGCGCAGCACAUCAAUACGCCCUCGUGUGAUAAACUGCACAGCUUACACAACAACUAGUCACGGUCGAUCGUCAGGGAGCUAAAUUGUCGUCGUAGUUGUCGACCAUUGUUAAAUAGCGAAUUUUCGUCAAAUGAAGUCAGAUACCAUUUUAUUCAUUUGUGUGAUCCUGAGAUUGAUAAACUGCCCAGCAAUCUGCAGCCCAAUAGUGAAUGAUAAAAGUCUUCAUAGGAUUUAUUGGGUUGGGAGCGUAAAUUGAGUUUCUUCCUUGUUGGACCGAUUAAAGUUUUAUUUUUGUAACAAAAGUGCAUGUUCCCCAUUUUUCGUUAUCCUACCAAGAGCAUUUUCAUUAGAUAUGUUAAGAAUACUGCUGAAGGGAUAUUCUUUGUAAAUCUUCUGUGAGAAGCCACACAUCCAAGAAUGUGUAGUGGACAUUAUUUAAUUUAUCUCAAUUUAAUAUAUCUAAACCAAUUA